Echinostoma caproni is the source of this 768-nucleotide messenger RNA. Lineage: Eukaryota; Metazoa; Platyhelminthes; Trematoda; Plagiorchiida; Echinostomatidae. The record is from the annotation of a GenBank genome assembly.
AUGAUAAGUGGCAUAACGGAAGUUCCUCAAAUACUUGUUGAAUCGACUUCAGCGGAACCGGGAGAGGAGUUAACCGUUCCACGAAAUCCGCAUAAACAGGAUGGAUGGCUUUCCGUGCCAGAUAUUACCGCAUCGAUUGGUGCUCCUUUGUUAGACGAUCAAACUAACGGUAGUGCCCAUUUGCUUGAUGAGCACAGUCCACAACCGUGGCUUGGAACAUUAUUCAUUACCGUGGUAUCUGGCAAACCAGAGCGGAAACCGAUUCAUCACGAACCAGUUUGGGUACAAGUGUAUCGAAAAUACCCCUCGGUCGGAUCACGAAUCGGACUCAGGAAUACUGAAAGUCAGUCGUACGCAUUAUUUUUCCCGGCCACGUUUGGUGGCAAAUGCGUUACUCGCACCUCUCCCAAUCCCUGUGUUACACCACUGUUGUGUCUGAAUCUACGGCAUGCCACAGUUGUCCCGCAGGAUGCGAAACGAUUCAGCGUGAUCACUCGUAGCGGAGACUGUUGCUCUCUACAAGCCGAGGUAGCUGAUGACGGUGACUUGGACUAUUGGUUAGAAAUUUUUCGACAAAAUAUAAAAGGACAAACUUUCCCGGCCUUCCCAUCUGCAAAAAAUGGGCGAAUGGUUCGAUCGGCCCCGAAUUCGCCGGAAAGAAAAUGUCGCCUUGUCUGCCCCAACGGGUUUGCUCUUGAAACCAGACUACGGAUUCACGAUUCUACGGAACCAUUGAAUGAUAUCGUUGAAGAUGAGGAUGACGAAUGA